AUGCUGCCCCACUUCUUACUACUCUGUCUCGUCUUCCUCAUCCCAGCCUCCACGGCCUACACCGACGACGGCUUCACCUACGAUGGGUUCUCCGAUAGCUUUCUCCGGCUUGACGGCGCAGCUUCAAUUACAAGCAGAACCCUUAAGCUGACCGAUGGUACUCCCCAGAAAGUAGGACGGGCUUUCUUCGCACGCCGGUUUGACUCUAUUUCCUCAUUCUCAACAACCUUCGUGUUCGUCAUCACUGCUCCAUACUCUGAUUUAAGCGGGCAUGGGCUUGCAUUCACGGUUUCCGCCACAACAGAUUCUUUAUUGGAUGCCCUCCCAUCUCAGUAUAUGGGCAUGGGCAACCCUGAAAAAAACGGCAAUUUCACAAAUCGACUCUUUGCUGUCGAGCUCGAUACCAUAGAGAGCAAGGAAUUCAUGGAUCCUGAUGAUAACCAUGUUGGGAUUGAUGUAAACAGCCUGGUGUCUAUGAGUGCCCACGGUUCCGGAUACUACACCCCAGAUGGCACCUUCUCUCGCUUGACACUUAUUAGUGGUGAACCAAUACAAGUAUGGGUGGACUACGAUGACAGUUCACACCGCGUGGAUGUCAGUUUAGCACCUUACUUGCAGCAUAAGCCUCAGCGACCACUGCUAUCAGCCACUGUCAAUCUUACAUCUGUUCUCCCAAGCUCAGUAUAUGUUGGUUUUGCCUCUGCAACCGGCGUCAUGAGGUCCAUACACCGCAUCAUCGGCUGGAGUUUCAAUCCAAAUGGGGAGGCCAAACCACUCAACUACACGGCGUUGUCUGAAGUUAUACAAGAUGUUAGACGGGAUAAUCAAAGGAGUCACUCGCGUAUCCCUAUGAAAAUUCUUAUGCCGGUUGUCACUUUGUCAGUAUUCGUCACACUUGUUAUUAUCGUUGCUCUGUAUGUUUAUAUGAAGAAGGCAAGGGAAAGUGGUGAGUGGGAGAUCGAUUCUGGGUCGUCAUCUUUCACAUAUAAAGAUCUUGUCGCUGCAACCAGCGGUUUCAGUGACAGAAUGCUUCUUGGCAAGGGAGGAUUUGGAAAGGUGUACAAAGGGGUGCUGCAAACCUUGAAGCAAAAUGUUGCCAUCAAGAGGGUUUCGCCAGAGUCGAAGCAGGGGAUGAAAGAAUUCAUAGCCGAGAUAACCAUCCUCGGUCACCUCCGCCAUCGCAACCUUGUGCAGCUGCUCGGUUACUCUCGUCAUAAGAGUGAGCUCCUUCUUGUUUACGAUUACAUGCCAAAUGGUAGUCUUGAUAGAGUUUUACAUGGUCAAGACAGGCAACAAACAGUAGACUGGGUUUGCAGAUUUAACAUUAUAAAGGGCAUUGCAUCUGGUCUUUGUUACCUCCACGAGGAUUGGGAGAAAGUGGUGAUCCAUCGAGACAUCAAGACCAGCAACGUGCUCCUCGACAAUGAAAUGAAUGGUAGACUAGGUGAUUUUGGCCUGGCAAGAUUACACAACCAUGGUACAGAUGCCCACACCACACAUUUGGCUGGCACCUGGGGGUACAUCGCUCCCGAGCUAGCCAGGCUAGGAAGGGCAACCAAGGCGACUGAUGUCUUUGCAUUCGGCGUCUUCAUGUUAGACUGUGUUGCCUGUGGGAGGCGUCCAAUAGAAGUGAAUGGUUCUGGUGAGCCAGUGCUGCUGACAGACUGGGUGACCGAUGCAUGGGAGAGCGGUUCUAUCCUCAGAUCAGUAGACCCACGAUUGGAAGAUUAUGUCAGGGAGGAGGCAGAGUUAGUACUAAAGCUUGGCCUGCUAUGCUCACACCCAGUACCCAGUGCUAGGCCAUCCACGCGUCUAAUUGUGCAAUACCUUGUAAAUGAUGUGUUGCUUCCGGAUUUCCAGCCAAGUUUUUUGAGCCUUACUAGCAGGGAUGAAGACUUUGAUCAGCAUAUCUUGGCAUGCCCUUCUGUGGCGACAACCAUGACUGGUCUUUCUGGAGGAAGGUGAUACAUGAUUUCUUAUGGCUGUGAUAACUUACAUUUACUAAAUAUAUUGUAUUGCAGAAUUUUCAUGUGAACGAUGUGUUCUUCCUAAAAACUUAUCACAUGUAUUGUGCUGUAACUAAUGUAGUAGAAAUAUAAAGGUUUCUCUCC
Molecule: messenger RNA, 2111 nt
Organism: Lolium rigidum
Lineage: Eukaryota; Viridiplantae; Streptophyta; Magnoliopsida; Poales; Poaceae
Product: L-type lectin-domain containing receptor kinase SIT2-like
Exons: 2
Coding region: 1-1965 (654 amino acids)
Biological process (GO): protein phosphorylation
Cellular component (GO): plasma membrane
Molecular function (GO): protein kinase activity; ATP binding; carbohydrate binding
Source: RefSeq, a predicted model, not a curated record